This is a messenger RNA of Penicillium verhagenii, 1587 nucleotides long. Its product is annotated as MFS transporter. The record is from RefSeq and is a predicted model, not a curated record. Gene Ontology annotation, biological process: transmembrane transport. The transcript is spliced from 8 exons. Bases 1 to 1587 code for a protein of 528 amino acids. Gene Ontology annotation, molecular function: transmembrane transporter activity. NCBI's taxonomy places the organism in Eukaryota, Fungi, Ascomycota, Eurotiomycetes, Eurotiales, Aspergillaceae.
AUGGACAGACGCGAACCCAGUACCGACUCCUCAGUGGAGUCGAAUGAGAUUGAGUAUCUCUACCUUGAGCUAGAGACCCCGCUCCCUACACCAUGCAUUACUCUACCUCCAUCUGCGGGCCAAUCUGCACCACCCGAGGCUCCAAGCUUGGAAAAGUAUACUUCGCCAUUCCUAUGGCCGCAGUGGCGAAAAUGGAUGAUGACUUGGAUUGCCUGCGGAGUGACAGCGCUGGCGGGUUAUUCUGCUGGCGAGGUCAGUCCGGCAUCUGAUGAGUUGACUGCGAAAUGGGGCAUCAGUGCUGUGGUGUAUAACCUCAGUAUUACGAUCUUUUGUAUUGGGUUUGCCCUUGCGCCUAUGAUCCUUGCCCCAUUUUCGGAAAUUAAUGGUCGCCGGCCUAUCUUUGUUGUUAGCGGCGUCGUUUUUGUUGCUUGUCUUAUUGCAUGUGGAGGAACUCACUCAUUCGCCGGGUUGCUGGUCGCCCGUUUCAUCCAGGGAUGUAGUGCUUCCACGUUCUCGACUAUGGUCGGUGGUGUUAUUAGUGAUAUCUUCCACGCGCAUGAUCGCAACACCCCGAUGGCCCUCUUCUCCGGCGCUGCAUUGUUCGGAACUGGCCUGGCACCUAUUAUUGCUGGUGCGAUCGUCACGCGUACCAGCUGGCGCUGGAUCUACUACUCGCACGCUAUUGUGUCUAGUGUUUUCGUUGUCAUCAUUUACUUCUUCUUCAAAGAGACACGCGGUAGUGUGAUUCUGAGCCGCAAGGCCAAUGCUCUGAACAAAUACUACGAGAAGCUUGAGGAGGCGGGCCAUAUUGGCGUUAUCACGGUUUCCGAAGACCAACCUGAAAAGCAGACUAUCCGACGAAUUCGAUGGAAGGUUGAGAGCGAUGAACAGCGCGCUUCAUUGCUUACUGCAGUCCAAAUCUCAAUUUAUCGUCCUUUCCAUAUGCUUUUCACCGAGCCUGUGGUAUUCUUCUUCUCCCUUUGGGUAUCAUUCAGCUGGGCCACUCUCUACCUCCAGUUUAGCUCGAUUCCUUUGGUCUUCCGCACAAACCACAACUUUACCGUUGAGCAAACCGGUGCCGUUUUUACCUCCCUGUGUGUCGGUGUCGUUAUUAUUACACUUAUCAGUAUUUACCACGAAUCAAUCGCUGCGAAAUUCGGAAAGCUGCCCUCAACCGCCGAAGGCCGGCUAUACUUUGUCUGCAUUGAAUCCAUUCUCCUACCGAUCGGUCUAUUCUGGUUCGGCUGGACUUCCUACCCGUCUGUACCUUGGAUCGUGCCUACUAUUGCAAUCGGUUGUGCGGGUAUGGGUAUUUUUUCGAUUUACCUUGCGACAUUCAAUUAUUUGGCAGACACAUACCAUCGCUACGCUAGUUCGGCGAUUGCGGCGCAAUCAUGCUGCCGAAAUCUGCUUGGUGGUAUCUUCCCAUUGGUUACAAGUGCAAUGUUUACGAACCUUGGAUAUCCCGAGGCCUCCAGUCUUCUGGGUGGAAUUGGACUUGUUCUUACCCUCGUGCCUUGGGUAUUGGCUUUCUACGGGCCAAAGAUUCGCGCCCGUAGCAAGAUGGCUAGUGAGCUGAACAAGUGA